This is a messenger RNA of Magallana angulata, 839 nucleotides long. RefSeq names its product phospholipase A and acyltransferase 3-like. The coding region runs from base 41 to 619 and encodes 192 amino acids. NCBI's taxonomy places the organism in Eukaryota, Metazoa, Mollusca, Bivalvia, Ostreida, Ostreidae. Gene Ontology annotation, molecular function: A2-type glycerophospholipase activity; glycerophospholipid phospholipase A1 activity. Gene Ontology annotation, biological process: N-acylphosphatidylethanolamine metabolic process. The record is from RefSeq and is a predicted model, not a curated record. Gene Ontology annotation, cellular component: cytoplasm. The transcript is spliced from 4 exons.
GUGAUCAUCAUAAAUUGAUUUCCGUUCAAUAAGACGUAAAAUGGCAGCAAAGGCAUACGAAUCCCACAAUAGAAGUGUUAUUAGCAAAGCAAAAGAAGGGGACUUACUGGAAAUUAACCGAGGAUGUAAUUCGCAUUGGGCCGUUUACAUAGGGAAAGAUGAGGUGGUACAUCUAGUCGGUAGCAAAAAGGAUGGCGUUGCCAACCAACCAGAUUCGGUGUUCACAAUCUGUGGCGAAACUUUCAACAAGGCCUCGGUCAAAAAAGAGAGUGUAUGGAACGUAGUUCAAGAUUCUAAGGUGGACAUUAACAACACCAAAGACCGUGUCUGCAGGCCACAAGAACCACAGAAAAUCGUUGAGGUUGCUAAAAAGAAAGUUGGGAAAAUUGAAUAUGAUGCUCUGUGGCAAAACUGCGAGCAGUUCGCCGCCUUCUGCAGAUAUGACGAAGUGUGGUCCAAAAAGGCUAACACUUUUCUUGGAAUGCUUUUGAUCUUCAUUCUGAUAACGAUCGCAGCCUUGUUUUACAAUACGAAGAACAAGAUAGUUUUUUACACAGAGAAGAUGAUGGCAUUCUUCAACAACAGCUUAGGGAAGAAAAAGGAAAACAAAGAGUCCUAAACGAACUUUUCAAAUGUGCAUAAAGUAAACAUUAACUUGUAGAGGCACGAUAGUUUCACUAUUUUAUUAGUUGUUAUAUCAUGAUGAAUUUGUUGAAUUUUAAUGUGUAAUAAUCAAAUUAAAAGAAACCUUUUGUAAUGUAAUAAUAGUUACCAAUGAGUGCAAUAUUCUGUUGUAAUUAUUAACUUUAAGAAAGUUUUGAAAAUAAAAUAUUUUUAUC